GAGGAACGAAACUUCCGCUCCGCCGAGAGGCAAGAUGGCCACGGCUGGGGGCGGCUCUGUGGCGGACCUGGGAAGUCGGGGUCUUCUUCGCCUUCUGUCCUUCUGCAUCCUCCUGGCAGGUUUGUGUGGAGGAAACUCAGUGGAGAGGAAGAUCUACAUCCCUUUAAAUAAAACAGCUCCUUGUGUCCGUCUGCUCAAUGCCACUCAUCAGAUUGGCUGUCACUCUUCCAUUAGCGGGGACACGGGGGUCAUCCACGUAGUGGAGAGAGAAGAGGACCUGCAGUGGGUGUUGACUGAUGGCCCCAACCCCCCUUACGUGGUUCUGCUGGAGGGCACUCUGUUUACCAGGAAGGUGAUGGAGAAGCUGAAGGGGAGCACCAGUCGAAUUGCUGGUCUUGCAGUGUCCUUGGCCAAGCCCAGUCCCGCCUCAGGCUUUUCUCCUAGCGUGCAGUGUCCCAAUGACAGGUUUGGUGUUUACUCCAACUCCUAUGGGCCAGAGUUUGCACACUGCAGAAAAAUACAAUGGAACUACCUGGGCGAUGGCUUGGCUUAUGAAGACUUUAGUUUCCCCAUAUUUCUUCUUGAAGAUGAAAAUGAAACCAAUGUCAUCAAGCAGUGCUAUCGAGAUCACAACCUGAGUCAGAAUGGCUCAGCACCAGCCUUCCCGCUGUGUGCCAUGCAGCUCUUCUCACACAUGCACGCUGUCAUCAGCACUGUCACCUGCAUGCGGCGCAGCUCUAUCCAGAGCACCUUUAGCAUCAACCCAGAAAUCGUUUGUGAUCCCCUGUCCGACUACAACGUAUGGAGCAUGCUUAAGCCUAUAAAUACAUCUGGGACAUUAGAGCCUGAUGACAGGGUUGUGGUUGCCGCCACUCAGCUGGACAGUCGUUCCUUUUUCUGGAAUGUGGCGCCCGGGGCUGAGAGUGCUGUUGCCUCCUUCGUCACCCAGCUGGCUGCAGCUGAAGCUUUGCACAAGGCACCUGAUGUGACCACCCUGCCUCGCAACGUCAUGUUUGUCUUCUUCCAAGGGGAAACUUUUGACUACAUUGGCAGCUCGAGAAUGGUCUAUGACAUGGAGAAGGGCAAGUUUCCUGUGCAGUUAGAAAACAUUGACUCGUUCGUGGAGCUGAGACAGGUGGCCUUAAGAAAGUCACUAGAGCUUUGGAUGCACACAGACCCUGUUUCUCAGAAGAAUGAGUCAGUACGCAACCAGGUGGAGCAUCUCCUGACCACACUGGAGCAGAGUGGUACUGGCGUCCCUGAUGUGGUCCUCCGGAGGCCAGCCCAGUCCCAGCCUCUCCCACCAUCUUCUCUACAGCGAUUUCUUCGAGCUCGAAAUAUCUCAGGUGUUGUUCUUGCCGACCACGCCACUGUCUUCCAUAACCGCUAUUACGAGAGCAUGUAUGACACCGCUGAGAACAUCAAUGUGAGCUACCCUGAGUGGCAGAGCCCUGAAGAGGACCUGAGCUUUGUGACAGACACUGCCAAGGCCCUUGCAGAUGUGGCCACGGUGCUGGGACGUGCACUGUACCAGCUUGCAGGAGGAACGAAAUUCAGCAACACUAUUCAGGCUGAUCCCCAAACAGUCACCCGCCUGCUCUAUGGCUUCCUGGUUAGAGCCAACAACUCAUGGUUCCAGUCUAUCCUCAGGCAGGACCUAAGGUCCUACUUGGGUGACGGGCCUCUGCAGCAUUACAUCGCUGUCUCCAGCCCCACCAACACCACUUACGUUGUACAGUGUGCCUUGGCAAAUUUGACUGGCAAGGUGGUCGACCUUACCCGCGAGCAGUGCCAGGAUCCAAGUAAAUCCCCCAAUGAAAACAAGGAUCUGUAUGAGUACAUGUGGGUUCAGGGCCCUCUGAACUCCAACAAGACAGACCGGCUCCCUCGGUGUGUACGUUCCACGGCACGACUGGCCAGGGCCUUGUCCCCUGCCUUUGAACUCGGGCAGUGGGGCUCUACUGAGUACUCUACAUGGACUGAGAGCCGCUGGAAAGACAUCCACGCCCGGAUAUUUCUGAUAGCCAGCAAAGAGCUUGAGAUCAUCACCCUGGUGGUGGGCUUUGGCGUCCUAAUCUUCUCUCUGGUCGUCACCUACUGCAUCAACGCCAAAGCUGAUGUCCUUUUCAUUGCUCCACGGGAGCCGGAUGCUGUGUCUUUCUGAGGAGAACCCCAGCUUUUCCUGCCAGCUCUGUGGUUCAUUUCCUAGAUCAUUUGUCCCACUGGGACAGAAACCACUAGUUUGUCACUGGAACCUCUCUGGGCCUGGCUCAGACUGGGAUUAACAUACACAAGUGGAACUGCCCAAAAGAGACAGAGAUAAACAAGUCUCCUCCCCUCCCCAGCUCCCCUUCCUGUCUUCCCUUUCCUGGUUCUUCUUUCUCCCCCUGUCGGAAUCUGGGAUGACAAACAGAAGCAUCUUGCUCCUGUUUAACUCCUCGCCAUCCCGCCUAACUUAAUCUCCUUCAGGAUCCCGUCUCUACUCUUUCCAUCCUGUCCUGUACCUUCCUCUACUCCCCCCCCAACCUCCUGUACCUAUCCACCUUCCUGACCAGGAAGAAUGACAGGAAGGCUCGAAUGCCAGGAACAACUGAGAGGAAGCCCUGAGGACAGGGCCGAGCCUGCGUCUCCCUCCCGCCGUCCUGUCUCCAGGCCCUGAGAUGGCCCAUCAGGGCGGGUGUGCUGCCGGGUGGGUAUCCCACCUCCAGCCCACAGUGCUCAUGUGUCAUUUUUUUAAGCUGUAAUAUCUAUUUUUGUUGUUUUGUUUUCCUUUGUGUGUGUGCGUGUGUGUAUGUGUGUGUAAAUAUAUAAAUAAUGGGUUUCAUUAAAAUAGAGUAUCCCACACAA
This is a messenger RNA of Miniopterus natalensis, 2847 nucleotides long. RefSeq names its product nicastrin (gene NCSTN). The record is from RefSeq and is a predicted model, not a curated record. Gene Ontology annotation, biological process: Notch receptor processing; protein processing. NCBI's taxonomy places the organism in Eukaryota, Metazoa, Chordata, Mammalia, Chiroptera, Miniopteridae. Gene Ontology annotation, cellular component: plasma membrane.